CGGGCGUGGAGGAGCCGCGCGGGCCGGGAGCGGGGACGCAGGGCGUGUUCCAAAAACCACUAAGGAAGACGAGGGACCCCUGAGGCUUGCUCCCCUUCCUGCUGGCCAUGCUGACCGCGGCACCCCCCCUGCCUGCUUCCAAGAUGCUCUGGGCCCUCCUGCUCUUGGCCGUCUCUGGGAGUGCUCAGAGUGGAGACUGGGACAGCCCCAAAUGCACCGAGGGCGUGGUUUCUGUGUUCAGGGGCAAGCCAGCCGUGAUGGCCUGCAGCAUCUCCAACCCGUUCUCCCACAUCGACAUCUCCCUGGAAACCUACCCUGGGGCGAGCAGGCAGCUCAUCUUCAGUGUAAAGGCCCCAGGAAACUUCUGCCAGGAUGGAUGGCAGCUCUGGGUUCAAGAGGGCGAGGCGCACCUGGUGAUUGAAAAAGCCCAGGACACCCAGGCAGGGCAGUACAAGUGGAGUCUUGUGGGGCGCCAGAGAACCUUCGGAACCACCACCCUGAACGUCUCAGAGGCUUCCCGGCCAGAAGUGAUGUCCACCUUGAGGGUGCCCCCAAGGCAAACAGUGGCUCCUACACAAGUGAACAAAAGCUGCAGGUCCUGCCCACUCCCCAAAGCACAGGAGUUGCUGUUCCCUGAUCUUGAGGACAAGAGCCUGGUCCAGGUGGUCUUCCCCAUCCUUGGCCUGGUUGCUGUCUCCAUCCUGCUGGUCUGCUUGCUGGCCUGGCGCAGAAGGUGUAGCUCUCCAAAGCUCUCCAAGCACCAGCAGAUAAUGGAGCUCUGAGCCGGAGCGGGGCGCUCUGUGCACCACGCACUGCACUGUGCAGAGGGGAAGUGAGGGCAUUACCAGGCCUGGCCUGGCAGUCUGGCAGCGUCUGCCCUCUCCCUGACACACACACCAAGGAGGGCUCUUCAGCAGCUCCUGUGGCCAAAAGUGCAAAAACCUCAAGCUCCAAAGCACGUGACCCAAAAGGACCCUCCCCUUCCUCUGCCCCAUUCAGGCCUGUGGGCCUGGGCUCCUCCCCGCAACAGGAGGGCCACACUGCUGUCACCUUGGGGACACUCCAGUCCGGGGUCCUAAGUUGGUCAUGAAUAUCACGGACACCCUCCUGUCUUUGGACUAUGAACAAGGAGCUUUUGGGACCCUCCUGCCAGCAACUGUGGGGCCAAGAUGCGGGGAUCAGGGACCUGAGAUGGUGCAUCGGCCCCACCACCACCACCAGGGGGUAGAGCAGCCCCUCUGGAGGGGAGGCAGGACGUGUGGUUGCCGGUGGGAUCUGUGUCCACCCCCCCCCACCGUCUCCCAAGCCCUGGGGCUCCCCCCCCCCCACCAUCUGCCCCACCUGCUGGCCCUUGCUGGUCCCAAACCCAUUUAUGCCAGAUGUCUUUAUAAUCAAAACUGUGUAAUUCCACUGAAUGUAUUGUGGGGUUUUUGUUGGGGGGGGGGGGUCUUGUUUUCUUCCUUUCCUCUUUUGUUCUCUUCUCUUAUGGUUUGAUGAUUAUCUUUAGUGUAGUGUUUAAAUUCCUCUUUCUUUUUUGUGUAUACGUAUCUCUAUUAUAGAUUUUUGGUUUGUGGUUACCAUAAGGUUUUGAUGUCUAUAUAAGUGCAUGAUUAUUUUAAGUUGCUUAUCUCUUAAUUUCAAAUGCAUUUCAAAUAUCCUGCAUUUGUACUCUCCUCCUCUUAUGAUUACUGGUUUUGUUAUCAUGUUUGUGUGUGGAUGAUUUCCUACCUUUACUGUAUGUUUGCCUUUACUGGUGAGCUUUGCCAUUUCAUGAUUCUCUUGUUUCUAGUUGUGGCUUUUUCUUUUCUGCCUAGAAAGUUCCUUUAGUGUUUGCCAUAAAGCUGGUUUGGUGGUGCGUUGAGUGUAUUCUUAAAAGGUACAUAUAAGGUGAUAAAAGAAGGUUUUUCUUAGAAGUAUUACGUUCAGUGCUUUGCAAAACAUCCAGAUUGCUAAUCCUCAAGAUGAAUAAACUAAA
Molecule: messenger RNA, 1975 nt
Organism: Hippopotamus amphibius kiboko
Lineage: Eukaryota; Metazoa; Chordata; Mammalia; Artiodactyla; Hippopotamidae
Gene: SECTM1
Product: secreted and transmembrane 1
Exons: 5
Coding region: 108-782 (224 amino acids)
Biological process (GO): immune response
Molecular function (GO): cytokine activity
Source: RefSeq, a predicted model, not a curated record